Messenger RNA from Doryrhamphus excisus (bluestripe pipefish), 1258 nucleotides. It is a transcript of the gene ftsj1, whose product is annotated as FtsJ RNA 2'-O-methyltransferase 1. The record is from RefSeq and is a predicted model, not a curated record. Gene Ontology annotation, cellular component: cytoplasm. Gene Ontology annotation, biological process: tRNA methylation; cytoplasmic translation. Lineage: Eukaryota; Metazoa; Chordata; Actinopteri; Syngnathiformes; Syngnathidae. Gene Ontology annotation, molecular function: tRNA methyltransferase activity.
CGUGAACGCGUUUCUUCUGCGGUGUAAGUAAACCGUAGAAAAUGAAUGAAGAUUGCAGCGUCGGGUACAACGUGUUGGUGCUGUUUCAUGUAUGAGCUAUAGGGGGCAGUCAGGUGCAGCUGAUUGGUUAGAACAAGCGUUUUGGAAAAGGGGUAGAUUAAGAAGAGAAGGAAGUGCUGCUGCACUGUUCACAUGUGUAGCUAAGUCUGCCUACAAGACAAGGACAGGAUGGGUCGCUCGUCCAAAGACAAGCGGGACAUUUACUACCGUCUGGCCAAAGAGGAGGGAUGGAGAGCAAGGAGUGCCUUCAAGCUGUUGCAGUUGGAUGAAGAGUUCAGUCUGUUUACAGGUGUGAACAGAGCUGUGGAUCUCUGUGCAGCUCCUGGCAGUUGGAGUCAGGUUCUCAGUCGAAAACUAAGAGGUCGCGAAGAUAAAUGUGCAGAGGGCAAGGAGGUGAAGAUUGUGGCAGUGGACCUGCAGGCCAUGGCUCCUCUUCCAGGAGUCACGCAGAUUCAAGGAGACAUUACAAAGGUGUCAACAGCUGAGGAGAUCAUUCGUCACUUUGAGGGUCAGCCAGCAGACUUGGUGGUGUGUGAUGGCGCUCCAGAUGUGACCGGGCUCCAUGACGUGGAUGAGUACAUUCAGGCUCAGCUGCUGUUGGCUGCGCUGAACAUCACCACUCAUGUCCUUAAACCAGGAGGAACAUUUGUAGCCAAAAUCUUUCGAGGAAAAGAUGUAACUCUGCUGUACUCUCAGCUAAAAAUCUUCUUCGGUGGUGUGACGUGUGCCAAACCUCGAAGCAGCAGGAACUCUAGUAUUGAAGCGUUCGUGGUGUGCCAGAAUUACUGUCCUCCAGAAGGCUACGUCCCCAACAUGUCCAACCCAUUGCUGGAUCAUUCCUAUGAUGUGGACUUCAACCAGUUACAAGGCCCAAACCGGAUCAUCGUACCUUUUCUGGCAUGUGGAGACCUGAGCGCCUUUGAUUCAGACAGAACCUACCCUCUGCAACUGGAUGCUGGCAAAGAGUACCAGUACACCCCCCCGACCCAACCGCCCAUCAGCCCCCCUUACCAGCAGGCCUGCCACCUCCGUAAAAAUAACAUGCUUUCCAAAGAGGAUUCUCCGUCAAUGUGUCCAAACCAGAGCAGAGACAAGGUUGACGCCAACUGACAAGGCAGACAAUUAUUCCCUUCAUCAAUUAGAUGUUUUAAUUGCUAAAAUUGUUUAAAUGUGUUUUAGUGCAUAAUAAAUGUGUAUU